CAGUUUAAACGUAUGCUAACGAAAGAGUUGAGUCACUUGGCCGAAUCGAGCAAAUCUGGUAGCCAGAUAUCGGAGUAUAUAAGUAACACAUUCCUAGGUGAGACGACGACGAUGAUGAUGAUGAAAAUGAUGAGGAUGAUGGGAAUGUCAAUGAGGAUGAUGAUGAUGAUGAUGAUGAUGAUGAUGAUGAUGAUGAUGAUGAUGAUGAUGAUAAAAAGUUGA
Helobdella robusta is the source of this 222-nucleotide messenger RNA. RefSeq lists its product as hypothetical. The transcript has a single exon. The record is from RefSeq and is a predicted model, not a curated record. Lineage: Eukaryota; Metazoa; Annelida; Clitellata; Rhynchobdellida; Glossiphoniidae. The annotation marks the transcript as partial.